Molecule: messenger RNA, 4263 nt
Organism: Drosophila ficusphila
Lineage: Eukaryota; Metazoa; Arthropoda; Insecta; Diptera; Drosophilidae
Gene: smg
Product: protein Smaug
Exons: 4
Coding region: 341-3295 (984 amino acids)
Biological process (GO): nuclear-transcribed mRNA poly(A) tail shortening; regulation of mRNA stability; negative regulation of translation
Cellular component (GO): P-body
Molecular function (GO): mRNA binding; translation repressor activity; protein binding
Source: RefSeq, a predicted model, not a curated record
AAAACGCUGACGCCAGCGCCAAUCAUUCGCCAUCAGCCGCUCCUUCUCCGCGGUGCUCCCCACUGCAGCUUCCAGUGCAGUCUCGCCUUCCAGCUUGCUUAUCGAAUAAAACAAAUAUAAAGUGUCUUUUCUGCAAGUGGCAGAUAAUCUGAAUUAUUCAUAACGUAAAUAAACGUUGGGAAUAUGCUAAACGUAUGCGAUCGCGACUGCUAAAGAGGCAGAAAAAUACAAAUAAAAUAACGAAACGCAACCAAAUAACCACAAAGAAGCAGUAACAAUAAUAAAACCAUCAACUAAAAUAGACACUAUUCCCCAAAAAAAAGAAGAAACUAACAACGAGAUGAAGUACGCAACUGGAACUGACAACGCGAUGACCUCCGGCAUCAGCGGCCCCUCCCAAAACACUAACAGUGCAUCCAAAGAGAUGCAGCCUACCACAUCCACACCCACAGCAGCCCACAAGGAAGCCGCAAACACAUCCACAGCCACGACGACGGCGACACACGCCAAUGGCAAUUCCAAUUCCAGCCAGAGCCAACCUUCUAACGCGCUGUUCUGCGAGCAGGUGACCACAGUGACAAAUCUCUUUGAGAAGUGGAACGACUGCGAGAGGACCGUCGUGAUGUACGCGCUGCUUAAGCGGCUGCGUUACCCAAGCCUCAAGUUUCUCCAGUAUUCGAUCGAUAGCAACCUUACCCAGAAUCUGGGCACCUCGCAGACGAAUCUGAGCAGCGUGGUGAUCGACAUCAAUGCCAACAAUCCGGUAUACCUGCAGAACCUUCUGAACGCCUACAAGACGUUCCAGCCAUGUGAUCUGCUCGAUGCCAUGUCUUCAUCCUCAUCAGACAAGGAUUCAAUGCCGUGCUAUGGUAGCGAUUUCCAGAUCACCACGUCGGCGCAGUGUGACGAGCGGAAGCUGUAUGCCCGCAAGGAGGACAUUCUUCACGAGGUGCUCAACAUGCUGCCGCUGCUGAAGCCCGGCAACGAAGAGGCCAAGCUUAUUUACCUGGCCCUCAUCCCGGUGGCCGUCAAGGACACCAUGCAGCAGAUUGUGCCCACGGAGCUGGUGCAGCAGAUUUUCUCGUACCUACUUAUCCAUCCAGCCAUCAGCAGCGAGGACAGACGGUCGCUGAACAUUUGGCUGCGACACCUGGAGGAUCACAUCCAGGCAGCAGCGGCGGGCCUGACAAAUCGCAGUUACUUUCUGCAGCCCUCCCCUCAACUUGUCGCCGGUGGCAGUUCUACGGGCAGUGGAAGCUGUUCCUCAUCGGCAGCCAGCUCCUCAACGGCCUCCUGCUCAUCGGUGGCCUCUUCAUCGUUGUGUCCCGCCAGCGGUAGCCGAUCCUCGCGUACCAACGACUGGCAGACCAUCGCGCCGCCCAGUAAACAGCUGCAGCAUAAGUUGGCCGGCGAGUGGCGGAGCAGCGGAGGCGGCAGCUCUAGCGGUUCCAUCAAUCCACUCUGUGAUAAUAUAAAUGGUAUUACCCUGAACGAAUUAGCUUCUAGUCAGAAUAGCCUCGGCCUGUCGCUGGAGAACAGCUCCUCGUUGGUCAACGGUGUGGUCGCCGGAGCAGGCUCAAUGCUGGGCAUCGCUGGUGGCGACGAUCAUGACACGUCAUUUAGCAAGAAUGGCACGGAGAUACUUGACUUUGAUCCGGUUACGGCGGACCUAGGUGAAGCUUGCAGUCUUGCAAGUGGAACUUCGGCAGAGGAUCGAUUGCAGCCGCCACCGCAUCUUCAACAGCAGUUGCUGCAGCCACCACCCUAUGCCUCGAUCUUGAUGGGAAACGUAGGCGAUCAGUUUGGAGAUAUCAACCGUUGGAGCCUGGACAGUAAGAUCGCCGCCUUGAAGACGCGCCGAUCCAACAGUCUUACCACGCAAACGAUCUCCAGUUGCUCCAGCUCAUCCAACUCGUCGGUGAUCACGGUCAAUGACAACUGCUCUAAUUCCACGGAGAACCUGGCCCAAUUCGCCAACAAACCGCGCAGUUUCUCCCUAUCCAUUGAACAUCAGCGCGGCGCCCUAAUCAACAGUGGAUCCGAUACGCGACUGGACGAGUUUAAGCCCAACUACAUCAAGUUUUAUUCUCGAAAUUUGGGUAUGUCGGGAAUCGGACUGUGGCUUAAGUCUCUGCGCCUGCAUAAAUACAUCGAACUGUUUAAGAACAUGACGUACGAGGAGAUGCUGUUGAUAACCGAGGAUUUCCUGCAAAGUGUGGGUGUGACCAAGGGCGCCUCCCACAAGCUGGCCCUGUGCAUCGAUAAACUGAAGGAGCGCGCCCACAUUCUCAACCGGGUGGAGCAGGAGCUACUAGCGGGUCAAAUGAAACUAAGCACUGCGGUCGAGGAGAUGACCAACAUUGUGCUGACACCGAUGAAGCCCGUUGAGGCCAUUGGACCGCCGGAGGAAAAUAUAGCACUCAGGUUUCUCAAGGUUAUCGACAUUGUGAGCAACACUUUGCAGCAAGAUCCCUAUGCCGCGCAGGACGAUGAGACGCUGGGAGUGUUUAUGUGGAUUCUGGACCGCUCCAUUCAUAACGAGGCAUUCAUGAGCCAAGCCAGUCAACUCAAGGACCUGAAGUUUAAGCUUUCGAAGAUUAAGAUCUCCAUGGUGACGAAAAUGCAUCACGUUAAGCCAGCCGGAGUUGGACCAAGCAAUGGGAAUUUAAACAAACCGAGGUGGAAUGGCAAGACUCGUAAGUGCGAUACGAAGAACGGCAGCAACGAUAGGAUUAACAACCGCAAAAACUCCAACGAUAUGCUAAACUUUUCGCUGAAUUGUCUGCAACACCCGUUGCCCCAUCAUUCGCAGCAGCCACCCCCGCCGCUGCCACAGUUCGAUUACAACGGCUAUGGCAGCGGUCCGUCGCACCAGCCGCAGUACAAGAGCUCGUCGUACCCCAGCUUCAAUUUGGGCAAUCCACAGCAGCAGCCUCCGCCGCCACCACCGCCCAACAAGGCGCACCAUCAUGCCCAGCAGAUGCAACAAAUGCUGCAGCAACACAACCAUUUUCCAGCGUUGCCGCAGCAGACGCCACCGCAGUCGCAUCGCCGAUCGCUGAACAAUCUUAUCCUGGUGGCCGGCGGUCCGCAGAAGCCGCAGCAAUUGAUCUUCAAGCCUGGCCAAGGAGUGCUGACCAACAACGGAUCCAACGACAAUCUUGUGAUGGAUCGCAAUCAGCAGCAGCAGCAACGAAAGUUUAGCGGUAGUUCGGAUCAGCAACCAAAGAAGACAAUGGCCGCCGUUGUGAUGGAAAAUUUGGCCAAAUUUGAUCAACAUUUUACGCUAUUCUAAUCCUAAUCACAUCAUCGACUAAAUUUCCAUCAACAAACGUCGCCAAUUGAAAGAAAAAGUAGCCCGCUAAACGACGACGAAAAAGGUUUAUCUAGUAACAAUUAUAAAAUGAACUCUGCAUCGUGACCAUGAGACUGACUAAGAUUACUUUUCGCAACUAUAAAAACUAGAAAGAAGAAAGCUGGAUGGAGAGGGAAUUGAAAAGCGAGAAUUGAGAAAAAAGAAACGAGAAACGAGAGCUGAGAAUUGUUUGCGCGAAUCAAAACUAGGCUUGCUGAAUGAAGUAGUAGUCACAUAAUGGAUAUGUUUAUAUGUAUACACGUACACAUAAUUUAUUUUAAAUUAAAAGGAACAUAAUUGCUGAACCGUAACUGCACCAGAGGAGAUCGCAACACAGCGGAAACAACCACUAGACUAAACUUUAAACGGGAAGAGUUUCAUGUUUCACUGUUUGUGUUGGAGAUUCGGAACCACAUAUUGUAUUUUGUAUAAGUAAGCUUAGGCCAAACCCAUGUAUUGCAUACCGACGAUCAUGAUCACCAACGUCAUUAAUUAGCCUAUCUCUACUAUUACUAUUAUGUUUGCUUUAGUCAAUUGUUUAUAUCAUGUAAAUGGUAAGCCAAUCACUCGAUAUGUUAUGUUUUAGUUGUUUUUAAAAAAUUAUAUAUAUUUAUAUAUAUAGAUGUAUGUCGCAUCAUAAGCUAGGAUCAAAAAGAAACGACGAGGGCGGAGCUGAAAAAAGGCAGCCAAAAAAUAACUACCAUAAGAGCGUAAAAACGUGUAGUCUAAUUGUAAUGUAUAAAACCGAACAAACGCAUGUGUAUAUCUUGCUUAAAAAUGUUUUUGUUUUCUAAUUUCUUGUCGAUAUUCUCAAGAUAAUUUGUUGACAACAGCCGCAACACUGUAAAUCGCUGAUGCUUUUAUUAAUAAACAAAAAACCUAUUGUACGGCGAGUUCAAAUACAGAAA